UCACAUUGUCACGUGACCGAUUUCAGUUUAUCACGUGGGAUAAGGGCAGAGUCUAGAACAGAUGGCGGGGUUCGUGUGACUUGUGACUUGUGUACUUUUUAUUUUGGAGUUUCUAGGUUAUAUUACUGUCAAGAAGUGCAUGAUUUGCCAAGUAUCUCGAUUAAUAUUAUAAUAUUCUCGACAUGUCAUCAACGGUGGCCUGUCAAAUUCUUGUGAAAAUAGGCAGGAGCAGAUUGAGUGGCUUGCCAUCGCGAAUUAUCGCCGCGAGGAAAUUCAGCAGCACCGCGGAAAGCGCGGAAUUCGCGAGGAGCAUUGCUCCGGCUCCGCAGCCGGGAAAAGUCCAAGCUGCGUUGCUGAAAGAGUUCUCUAGUCCUCUCGUAAUUGAGAAUUUGGAGCUACCUAAGAGGACACAGGAGACUGAAGUUCUUAUUGAUGUUCACUAUUGUGCCUUGAACAUUUCCGAUGCGCUUCUAAGUCAGAACUUGUAUACCUUUGAGCCAAAAUUACCGAUGAUUCUUGGUUAUGAAGUUGUCGGGAAGUUGAUAGAGGUUGGUGCAGAGGCAGAGAAAAAUGGUUAUAAGGUUGGCGAUAAGGUUAUCGCUCUUAACAAGGAAAGAUAUGGGGGUUUGGCUGAGAAGUGUGUGGCAGAAGUUGGGGAUAUAUGGAAGGUACCUUCUAUGAAAUCAGGCAGUUCUGUAGAUCUGGCAAGUACCUUAGACAGUUAUAUUACUGCUCUGGUUGCGUUAGAAAGAAAAGUUAGUCUUAACGAGGAAGAUAUGAUUCUGAUAAACGUUGGCAUAAGCGGUAUUGGUCUGGCAGCAGUGGAUCUUGCAACAAACGUCUUUAAAGCCAAGGUCAUUGGAGUUUGCGCUACGGAAGACUGGGCUAAUCGAACUCGAAAGAUGGGAGCAUUUGCGGCUCUUAAAUACAAAGAUAAGAAUCUAAUUAAACAGAUAGAGGGAAUCGCAGCUGAACGAGAUAUUAAAGCCGUCUUUGAGGACGAGGAUGGAACGCAUUUUAAGAAGAUAUUGAGCUGCUUUACCGACAUCUACAAAGACGCAACGUUAAAGGACUUGUUGCGCAAUGACAAUUUCGCCGUGGUGGUGCAUCACUUGUCUCGCGAAGGGCGCGUGAUCGUGGCUGGCACAGCAGCGACCAUGACGGGAGCUUCGGAGGCGCAGAAAGGUUCCUUUAGCGUCACCGGCUUUAAUUUGGCGGAAUACAAAAAGAAGAAGCCUGACGUUUAUCGCCAAGCGGGAGAUGACAUCCUACAAUUUCUCGAAGAAGGACUCAUUGCACCGUCUUACUCAUUGAUCGCCGGUAUGCACAAAGUUAAUGCCGCCUUGCAGUCUAUUUCCGAAAAUGCACUUCCAGGAAAAGUUGUCAUUGACAUGAGGGACAAGGAAGCAGAAAUAACAAAGGUGGUCACGUGAUCAGAUUUGCAUAAAUUUUUAAUGAGCAUUUUAUAAUGCGUUCUUCAUUUUCUGAUCCAUCUUAACAACGAAGAAAGCACGCUGGCGGUGCAUAUUCCUGAUAUUUAUAUUUACAUCUAUAAAAAAUAAAUAUUAUAUAAGUAGAAUGUAUUAAUAUAGCGUUAAGAUCAUUAAUAAAACUUUCUUUUGUAAAUUCUA
Messenger RNA from Solenopsis invicta (red fire ant), 1631 nucleotides. Its product is annotated as quinone oxidoreductase-like protein 2. The record is from RefSeq and is a predicted model, not a curated record. Gene Ontology annotation, molecular function: oxidoreductase activity. Gene Ontology annotation, cellular component: mitochondrion. Bases 183 to 1433 code for a protein of 416 amino acids. Lineage: Eukaryota; Metazoa; Arthropoda; Insecta; Hymenoptera; Formicidae. The transcript is spliced from 8 exons.